Hevea brasiliensis (rubber tree) is the source of this 2693-nucleotide messenger RNA. RefSeq names its product CSC1-like protein At3g21620. The record is from RefSeq and is a predicted model, not a curated record. Gene Ontology annotation, cellular component: plasma membrane. The transcript has 12 exons. Lineage: Eukaryota; Viridiplantae; Streptophyta; Magnoliopsida; Malpighiales; Euphorbiaceae. The coding region runs from base 329 to 2635 and encodes 768 amino acids. Gene Ontology annotation, molecular function: calcium-activated cation channel activity.
GUUCUUUCUCUCUGUUGACACUAACUAUUUUAUUAUAUAACUUCAACACUGCCCGGGGAGAACGUAUAUAAUCCAUGCAUCAAUUUGACUUCAUUUGAUUUGGACUACGGGAGAAAAUAUUUCUGCCCCCAGAAAGCAACCAAAACACGAAGUUUCUAAUUGAGUUUUCAGUUUUCACAACCCCAACACCCCCUCCGCGCCCCCCUCCCAACAAGUUUUCCUUGUACUUGUUGCUUUCUGUCAUUGCGCAUUCACUCUCGCGAGCACGUUGAUUUCUUUCGAACUCAAAAGCUGCACUUCCACGAUCUUUUAGCAAAUUCGAAGACAUAUGGCAACACUAAGUGAUAUAGGAGUGGCAGCAGCUAUCAAUAUAUUCGGUGCAUUUUCUUUCUUCUUGGCAUUUGCUAUACUUCGGAUUCAACCUGUCAAUGACAGGGUCUACUUCCCUAAGUGGUAUAUCAAGGGUCUAAGGAGCAGUCCUUUAGGCACAGGAGCAUUUGUUGGCAAGUUUGUGAAUUUGGAUUUUAGAUCAUAUGUAAGGUUUUUGAACUGGAUGCCUGCGGCAUUGCGAAUGCCGGAACCUGAGCUAAUUGACCAUGCAGGAUUGGACUCUGCUGUCUACAUGAGGAUUUACUUGUUAGGGCUUAAAAUUUUUGUUCCUAUUACAUUCCUGGCAUUUACCAUCCUAGUGCCAAUUAAUUGGACUGAUAGCAUGUUAGAACAUUCAAAUUUGAUUUACAGUGAUUUGGAUAAGCUCUCUAUAUCAAAUAUCCCAAUGGGAUCAACCAGAUUUUGGGCCCAUUUGCUAAUGGCUUAUGUCUUCGCCUUCUGGACAUGCUAUGUGUUAAAAAAGGAGUAUGAGAUAGUAGCUUCGAUGAGGUUGCAUUUUCUUGCAUCAGAACAUCGGCGCCCUGAUCAGUUUACGGUACUGGUUAGAAAUGUGCCACCAGACCCUCAUGAAUCAGUCAGUGAGCUCAUGGAACAUUUUUUUGUGGUCAACCAUCCAGAUCACUAUCUCACUCAUCAGGUUGUUUACAAUGCUAACAAACUCUCUGAGUUGGUCAAUAAGAAGAAGAAGAUGCAAAAUUGGCUUGAUUUCUAUCAACUCAAAUAUUCAAGAAAUCAAUCUAAAAAGCCCUCAUUGAAGACCGGUUUUCUUGGCCUUUGGGGAAAGACAGUGGAUGCAAUUGAUUACCAUACAUCCGAAAUUGAGAAACUGUCAAAAGAAAUUUCCUUGGAGAUAGAUAAGAUAGCGAAUAGCCGGCAGGCUAUCAUGCCAGCAGCAUUUGUUUCUUUUCAGACUCGAUGGGGGGCUGCUGUUUGUGCACAAACUCAACAAUCUAGAAAUCCAACUAUAUGGUUAACUGAGUGGGCUCCAGAACCACGAGAUGUAUACUGGGAUAACUUGGCAAUUCCAUUUGUAUCACUUUCAGUGAGAAGGCUUAUUGUUGCAGUUGCAUUUUUCUUCCUUACCUUCUUUUUCAUGAUCCCCAUUGCAUUUGUACAAACUCUUGCAAACAUUGAGGGAAUUGAGAAAUCAUUGCCUUUUCUGAAAUCCAUAAUUGAAAUGAAAGUCAUAAACUCAUUCAUUCAAGGUUUCCUUCCUGGUAUUGCUUUGAAGAUAUUUCUCAUAUUUCUUCCUUCAAUAUUGAUGUUAAUGUCUAAAUUUGAAGGAUUCAUCAGCCUGUCAGGGCUAGAGAGAAGAUCUGCAACUAGAUGCUAUAUUUUCCAAUUUAUUAAUGUAUUUCUUGGGAGCAUAAUCACUGGAACUGCAUUUCAACAGCUAAAUAAUUUUAUCCACCAGUCUGCAAAUGACAUACCGAAGAUAAUUGGUGCCUCAAUUCCUAUGAAAGCAACAUUCUUCAUAACUUAUAUUAUGGUUGAUGGGUGGGCCGGAGUUGCUGGGGAGAUAUUAAGAUUGAAACCUUUAAUAUUCUAUCAUUUGAAAAACUUCUUCUUGGUGAAGACCGAAAGGGAUAGAGAAGAGGCAAUGGAUCCUGGGACUUCUGGUUUCAACACAGGAGAACCACAAAUACAACUUUAUUUCUUACUUGGCCUUGUUUAUGCAGUGGUUUCUCCUAUAUUACUUCCUUUCAUCAUAGUAUUCUUUAGCUUGGCGUAUGUUGUUCAUCGUCAUCAGCUUAUAAAUGUUUACAAUCAAGAGUAUGAGAGUGCUGCAGCAUUCUGGCCUGAUGUCCAUGGACGUAUCAUAGUUGCAUUAGUCGUCUCACAACUAUUAUUGAUGGGAUUGUUAAGCACAAAACAUGCUGCUCAGUCAACUCCAUUGCUUGUUACACUUCCAGUAUUGACAAUAUGGUUCCAUAGGUUCUGCAAAGGACGUUAUGAACCUGCUUUUGUUAGAUAUCCUCUACAGGAAGCCAUGAUGAAAGACACAUUAGAACGUGCAAGGGAGCCCAACCUGAACUUGAAAAGCUUCCUUGAGACUGCAUAUAUCCACCCAGUAUUCAGAGCCGGAGAUGACAGCAACGGCGAAGAAGCUACAGAAGAAAGAGAGAAAGAACCUGUUUUGGUCCCAACGAAGCGCCAGUCUCGAAGGCAUACAACAUUGGCUAGUAAAUGUGGUAGUUCAUUUUCAUCCCUACUGCCUGAAGAUCAGGAACUUUCACAAAUUUGAAACUGUUUUUCCCUGGCCUUUUCUAUGUCAUUAGUUGGUUGGAGUUUGUCAAAUUGUA